Molecule: messenger RNA, 2391 nt
Organism: Seminavis robusta
Lineage: Eukaryota; Bacillariophyta; Bacillariophyceae; Naviculales; Naviculaceae
Source: the annotation of a GenBank genome assembly
AUGGUGUCCAUGAUGGCCAAGACCGACCAGCCGAACGAAGUGCCCAAAGUCACCACCAAGAAGCGAGCUCCACCACUAGUAGCCACCAGUAGUAGUAGUCGUCCGACAGCUGCCAAUAAAAAGCCUCGAUCACUAGUGGCUCCACUAUUAAUAGCAGGUCCGCCUCAGCAAGCCGCCCCACCCCGCAGCAGCCGCCGAUGGCCGGAAAGUCUGGAAGCUUUGAAAAAAUUCAAGAGAGAACACGGUCACGCCAAUGUCCCACAUGGCUACGACCAAGACACGGCAUUGUCGUCGUGGGUCAAGAAACAACGCAAAUGCCGCGAGUCGCUAACAGAAGCCAAACGCAAGGCACUCGACGCCGUCGGAUUUAUUUGGGAACCCAACAGCAAGAAAUGGAAUGACAAUUCCUUUCGUACCAUUCAAGAACUCCGACAACAACUCUACGACAAUGGCACUCUGAAAUUGGGAAUGAAACUGACAUGCGACGCCUUUUCCAAUCAUAUCGGCCAUAAGACCAAAAUUGCCAAUUGGUUUCGGCAUCAAGUAUUGACCAAAGAUACGGAACUCACUCCACAACAGCGACUUCAACUAGAUACUUUAUUGAACGAACUGGCGACAGGAGUUCCACCCAAUCAUCAGCAGCAAACCCCAACAACAAUCAUCAUCAAAAAGUCUCCAAACAAAAAAUCUCCAAACAAAAAAUCUACAAACCACAAGGGCAACAACAACAAAAAAAGAAAACCUAAUAAGAGUUCUCUCGCGUCCAACAAAAAGAAGAAAACAGCUACUGUUGUUGUACCACAGCAAAACCAAUCGCCUUCUGCUACUACUACAACUACUGCUAGAAGAAAACCACUACAACAACCACUACAACAAAAUCCACAAGACAUGGAUCAUCAAGACAUGGCUCUCCUCGUCGAUGAUCACCAUAAUAAUGAUCAUCUUUGGUAUACCAAAUUGGCACAAGUCAUUCAACUAGGGCAUGGAUUGGACAUUUCCAAUUUGGAUCCCAUUGAUUAUUCCCAACGCAUCAACGAUGAAACUACAGCCACUUGGUUUCGCCAUCAAAUUCGACUACUCCGACGGGGACGUCUCAAUAACGGCGGCUCAGUACUAAAAGCACGACAAUCCAAACUCAUGGCAUUUUUGAAACAAUUUCGCAAUGGACAUGACUAUGCCAUUGUACCACCACAACAACAACAGCAACAAGAAACUACCAGCAAAUACAGUCGCAAUGCGGCUCCAUCGCGGUGGUUGGAUCGAUUCGAUGCAUUGAAACAAUUCAAGCAAGCAUUUGGGCACACGAUUGUCCCACAUCCGUAUCCCGCCGACAUGACAUUGGGACAAUGGGUCCGAACCCAACGACGGACCCGACCAUCCAUGUUACCGGCACGACGACAAGCACUCGAUGAUAUUGGAUUUGUAUGGGAACCCAAAAAUAAGAAAUGGAACGAUCGAUUUGAUGGGUGCCGCAACAAGAAACGCGUCUGGUACGAACAUGCCCGGAGACGACCCAAAGGAACCAUUGAAGAAUUUGCCGAUUAUUUGGGGAGCAGUACCACGUUGGGACGAUGGUUCUUGUCGCAACUAGAGCAACUCCGAAAAGGAAGUCUCAAUGAGGAUCAGGAAACCAGAUUCGAAUUGUUUUUGUCCAAUCUCUCGUCGUACUCCCCCGCCGAAGAAGCACCACAACAACCACAACAACCACAACAACUACCACCAUUACAACAAACACCAAUGAUCAGUGCACUCGCCACGUCUCUCGGGACUGAGGAGAGUGGUGCAUUCUUGCCCAAGGAGGAAGGAUCGGACGAGGAAGGAGAUGUCUUUGACGAUGCCGAAGAAGAACAAGAUACAAUGGGAGAAUCGUUGCAAGAGCAGCAGCAAGACAAGAAACAGCAGCAGCAGCAAGAAGAAAAGAAAGAGGAGACGGAAUCAUGGAUCGUUCCAGCGCAGUACAUGUCGAUGACGACGACGACGGGUCCUGCAAAUCAAUACUACAAUGCAUACCACAAUGUUCCCGACACUAAUGCUACUUUGGGGCCUGCAGUACCGGUCCAAGCAGACAACGACAACAAUCCAACGCAGUACAUGCCAAUAACGACGACAACGGGUCCUGCAAAUCAAUACUACAAUGCAUACCACAAUGUUCCCGACACUAAUGCUACUUUGGGGCCUGAAGGACCGGUUCCAGCGCAGUACAUUCCAAUGACAACGACGAGUCCUGCAAAUCAAUACUACAAUGUUCCCGACACUACUACAUGUACUUUGGAGCCUGCAGUAACGGUGCAAGCAAACAACAAUCCAACGAAAAAGGAAAUGGGCGGAGAUGAUUAUAUCUUCAUGUUGGGGUUGCAACGUGAAGAGGACGAGGAGUAUGAAACCAUCUAG